Malassezia sympodialis ATCC 42132 is the source of this 4023-nucleotide messenger RNA. RefSeq lists its product as uncharacterized. The transcript has 2 exons. The coding region runs from base 1 to 4023 and encodes 1340 amino acids. The record is from RefSeq and is a predicted model, not a curated record. Lineage: Eukaryota; Fungi; Basidiomycota; Malasseziomycetes; Malasseziales; Malasseziaceae.
AUGCCGGACCUCCCACGCGCACACAUUCUGACAUCGCAAUGGGAGCUUCAUGAGCGAAAGAUUGUUCGCGAGCGAUAUGGAAGCGUUCUAUCGCGAGGUUUGAUUUUAAAGCGUGAUCAUAGUGUAGCCCAUGCGGAGAUGACCAAACACGAUGCGAUCGCCUUAGAAGGUGCACCCCUGUUUCGCGAAGCAGACAUGGAUUUGGGUGUCUUUGGGACAGUUCUAUCUGCUUUGCACUGCAAUCCCACCGAAGAUAAAGCUGACUCACGUUAUUGUGCAUGGGUCUGCACACGGGAAGAGCCCGUUGUCUAUGUCGGAGACCGGCCGUUUGUGCUACGUGAUGCACUGAAUCCAAGGCAAACAAUGAGCAUGAGCAGUCGUGCUGAGAAUCUAGAGGCUAUUGAAAAACGGCUCAAGCACGAUAUCCUGACGGAGGCAGUGAAGAACAAUGGAUUGCUCCUCGUACAUGAGGAGCAAGGAGACUCGCAAGACCUCAAAUCAAUGUGGGUUGCUGUGGAGAAAGGAGAAGUUCGUACAGUGCGUGAGGUCUUUGCGUGGGUUCGAUCUCAAGGUUGGCGCGUUUCGUACCAUCGGCUACCAGUAGCACCAGAUCAGCCUCUUGAGCACAAUUAUCUGGAUGCCUAUACCCAGGUAAUCAAGGAUACGGACCCGCUCAAGACCUGCUUUGUGGCCAACUGUGGUGCUGGUGUAUUUCGCACAACUUUUGCAAUGAUAGCAGCUGUGCUGGUACGCCGGCGGCAGCUGGUGCUGCUCACCAACACUGACCCGAUGAAGGAAAAGGACGGACAACAGCUGGACACACAAACAUUGCCCACUACGCUUGGAAAUACAUUGCGUCGGGCACAAGAUAAUAUGACGCAAAACCACAAUCUUCUGCGUCUUAUCUAUGUGCUAAGCCACAGUUUGACCACCAAAGAUACAAGCGGUAUGAUUGAGCAGCUGCUAAUGCAGCCGGUCCUUCUAAAAUCACUUCAAGAGGCUAAUCUGGGGGACUAUGGUAUUAUUCGUCAACUUUGUGGACUAUUAGACAAUGGUUUGGAGUGUAAAGCAUCUGUUGAUAUGGCCAUCGACGCAUGUGCCCAUGUUGUUAAUCUGAGAGAAUCAAUUUUGUCGCGACGCCUUCAUUAUUCGACAGCCGCCGCUAUCGAUGAAUCACAAGCAAAUCUGUUUUUGAGGCGAGCAUCCAAGGCCUUAGAAGUGUACUACUUUCUGAUUGCCUUUGCAAGCUAUGUCGAGGAAAGUCGGACAGCCUUGUUUCGUUACCGAUUUGCAGAGUGGCUUAAACAGCGAGCAGAGAUUUGGCGCGGUAUUGUGCGCAUCCGUACGCUGCGUCAUCAUCUUACGUUGUUUGAGCCAGUUGCAGACUUAUCCAUGAUCAGCCGCGGUGAUGCUAGCGCAUUGGCUGCCCCUAAUGACUCGGUACGUCGACGCUUUGGUGAGGUCCUAGCGCAAGGAGCACUGGUCACAGGCGAUGAAUUUGCUGAAUUCGUUGUGCAUAACAGAACUGGGACCGUGUUGCGUUCGGGUUUGUUGCUGAAGCGCGAUGUCUGGCGCGAGUUUUCCCUCGAUAAAGGCAACCACUUGCGUGGCGUUGUGAAUUUCCGUCGCGUCCUCGAUACCAAUAUCUUUGGCACGGGCCAACCAUCCGUGGAAGGGUUCAAAAAUCUCCUCAACUACGUACUGGAUGAACUGACCAAAGAGGGAGAGACAGAACACACAGUGUUAUGGAUCAACCUGCGGGAGGAGCCACUCGUGUAUGUGAGUGGACACCCCUAUUGCUUGCGCCAGCGCGAGCUAUCACUCCGGAAUAUCACGGAUUAUAGUGGAAUUACACCAACAAGGCUGGCUCAAUUGGAGGAACGACUUCGGCAGGAUGUCGUGCAUGAAUUGGAGACAAGUGAUGGUAAAUUGUUACUGCACACGGAGACGGAGGACGGUACAGUUGUGCCCCUGUGGGAAGAUGCCAAGCCGGAUGAUAUUACCACAGUCCAGGGAAUCAUGGAUCAAGUGGCUGCCUCACUUAAACCGGGUAUACAUCUGCAGUUCCGUCGGGUUCCUAUCACGGCGGAGAAGAGUGUGGAAUUUUCGGAUGUCACGUAUCUUUUACAUGCUGUUCUGGACAGCUAUAACGCAAAUACACCUAUCGUGGUGAACUGCCAGCUGGGUCGUGGUCGUACCACGCUAGUUUCCGUGCUAAUUUUGCUAAUGGAACGCUGGAUCCAGCGCGCUCCGCUACCAGAGCCUGUAGCAGAACCUGCCCCAUCUUACCAUGUCAUUAACAGCCUUUUACGUGUGGUGCCUCAUGGCCAAGAAAUUAAAAGAAUGGUCGAUAAUGCAGUCGAUGCAUGUGGUAACGUGGUCAAUAUUCGGGAUGCUAUCGAACAUGCCUACAUUGCAGCUAGUGAAGCUCCUGAGGCUGAAAAGCAACGCUAUAUUGUACAGGGUGUUCAGAAUUUGCGGCGAUAUUUCCACAUGAUGCUCUUCCAGGCUUACUUGAACAGUGUCAAUCCUAGCACCAUUUUCCAGCAUACAUACGAGCAAUAUGUCCAGAAGCAGCCAGUUAUCACCACGAUUGCGCGUGAUCUCAACAAGCUGGAGCUGGUAACCAUCAACCCACUCCGCAAAAUUGACAUUGGAGAUGGAAUGGCACUCAGUGAUGAAGUGGACGAGGUAGUUCGCAAUCGAUCUGGUACGAUCUUAAGCGCGUCCACGAUCCUCAAGUCAGACUUCUUCAGCGGUAUCCUCAAGGCUGGCCUUCCCUUGCGUAUUGAAGGUAUGCCUAAUUUGCGCCGUGUGAAUCCAUUGGUUGGCCUGUUUCCCUCCAAAGACGAGUUUCACAGUACAUUCCCUACAGCACAGGAGGUGUGGGGUUGCGGCAUGCCCACCAUUGAUGGAUUACGCAGAGGAUUAAAGCGCAUGGGUGCGGAUGUAAACGCACUAAAGCACGUCGUGUGGACCAAUUUGCGUGAAGAACCCGUGUUGUAUGUCAAUGGACGCCCUCAUGUACUGCGGCUGGCAGAACAACCCCUGACCAACAUGGAGGCCACCGGCGUCACAACCGACGUUGUAGAACGUAUCGAACGAGCACUUCAGCGAGAUCUUCGACAGGAAGCUCAACAACGCGAUGGACGUGUACUGCUACAUGACGAGGUACCAAAAGACGACGGUGACUUUACCAUUGUGCCUGUAUGGGAGACCGUACAUGAAGCUGAUAUCCUUACACCUCGGGAAGUAUAUGAGCGCAUGCGCCAAGAGAGUUUCCGAGUUGAUUAUGCACGCGUUGCCAUCACGGAUGAACAGGCGCCUGUGCCCGACGUCUUUGCUGAACUCGAAGAGCGCGUGGAGCACGCAAUUGACACGCAAUCUAUCUGUGUCUUUAAUUGCCAAAUGGGUCGUGGGCGCACAACAAGCGGUAUGAUCAUCGCCUCACUGAUUGUAUCUGUGCGUGAAUUCGGUCAACUCUGGUUGGAGCGAGGUGAAUGGCCAACUACAGAUGAUAUGCGACCAUCAGGUGAUGCCCGAGAGCUCUUAGAAGACGAGUUGAGAGUGGAUGGAGAAUAUCGCUGUAUAUUGCAGCUCGUUGGCGUCCUUACUCAUGGUCGCUUGGCUAAAACGUUGCUGGACCGGGUUAUUGACCGCAUGGAUACCAUCCAGAACUUGCGCAAAGCUAUUAGUAUGAUGAAGCUCCGUGCAGAUAAUACAGAGCCUGGUUCAAAGCGUCAUAUGCAACUCCGCACGGUGUUCAACAAUUACCUCGCACGGUACGGUUACUUGAUUGCCUUCACAAGUUACUUGCUGGACAAGAUACAGUGGGACGAGGACCAGCGCGAGGAUGAUGACAUCUCUGUCAGCUCUUAUUCGCCCCGUCGCAUCAGUUUAAGAUCCAUGGAUGAAUCUCUUAUGAUGAAUUCAUCAACGACGGAGUUAUCGCCGAGCUUCCCGAUAUGGCUCAAGAAGCGGCGCGAAAUCACCGGGAUCCUUGAGAAGGACCACCUUGAGUAG